AUGUCUGCCCGUCUACUGCACCCGGAUGAGUACGAGCUUGACACUCGAUCUUCUGUCGACUCUCAGGGAACGUUCAACCUAGACGAGGCCGACUUCGAGUCACAAGCUCCCCCAGACCCAGACGGCUUCUCAACCGGUUCUCCUUCGUAUCGCGGCUCUUCUCGUCAACUUCAUCCGGCUACCGUCGCCUCAAAUCUUCUCGACGCGUCCUAUCCGCCUCAUCGCGACCGAGUUGUUAUCGACGUCUCCUUCUACGCCGCUCCUGCUUCUAUAUCCAUGUCGGGCAGAGGCAACAUUCGCAACGAGAAGGUCUUCGUGGCUGCGAGCCUAUAUGACCGCGGCGGGGAAUUAGCAGGCGGAGAAUGGGGCAAUCGCGUUCUUCAGCUCAUUGACCUGCUGGGAGGAGAUAAUGUGUUCUUAAGUAUAUACGAGAAUGAUAGCGGGCCAGAGGGUAAAAGCGCAUUGCAGGCUUUCAAGGAGCGGGUACCAUGCAAGAGCUCCAUCAUUUUCGAAGAGCAUCUGGAUCUGGACAGCUUGCCCCGAGUUACGGUCCCCGGCGGACAGGAACGUAUCAAGCGCAUCGAGUAUCUGGCAGAGGUUCGCAACCGAGCUCUGAAACCGCUGGACGAUGAUCCUCAGACGCGUUACGACAAGCUCCUGUACCUGAACGACGUCAUUUUCGAUCCGGUUGACGCUCUUCAGCUGUUGUUCUCCACCAAUGCAGAUCAAAACGGGGUUGCUCAAUAUCGGGCAGCUUGCGCAGUCGACUUCAUCAACCCCUUCAAGUUCUAUGACACGUACGCCACUCGUGACCUGCAGGGCUAUGGAGUGGGUCUUCCUUUCUUUCCGUGGUUUUCAACGGCCGGACAUGGUGAUAGCCGAAAGGAUGUGCUAGCUGGGAAGGAUGCCGUGCGUGUACGCAGUUGUUGGGGAGGAAUGGUUGCUUUUGAUGCCAAAUUCUUCCAGCAUGGCACGGCAGGAAAGGGUUCGACUCACGCUCCGUCCCGUUUCCGCGCCUCUCAUGACCUCUUUUGGGAAGCUUCCGAGUGCUGUUUAAUCCAUGCGGACAUUCAGGAACCUCAGCUGCAACCAGAUGAGAUAGCCGACACCGGGAUCUACUUGAACCCAUUCGUGCGGGUCGCCUACGACCUCCGUAGUUGGUCCUGGCUUGGGACCACACGCCGAUUUGAGAAGCUCUAUUCCUUCAUCCACAACAUUGGGAAUCACCUUGUGGGGUUGCCGUGGUACAACCCACGACGGGCAGAGGUGCCUGGUCAAACUGUUCAGGAAACAGUUUGGGUUGCAGAUGCAAAUGAAGUUAGUGGUGGUUCCUUCAAACAGGUCGAUCGAAUUGCUGGGAAUGACGGCUAUUGCGGACGGCGAGGGCUGCAAGUUAUCGUCGAAAAUCGCAAGCCGGGUCAGGAAGGUUAUGAAAGCAUUCCUGUACCGUCGACAUGA
Aspergillus novofumigatus IBT 16806 is the source of this 1458-nucleotide messenger RNA. RefSeq names its product glycosyltransferase family 69 protein. The coding region runs from base 1 to 1458 and encodes 485 amino acids. The record is from RefSeq and is a predicted model, not a curated record. NCBI's taxonomy places the organism in Eukaryota, Fungi, Ascomycota, Eurotiomycetes, Eurotiales, Aspergillaceae. The transcript is spliced from 2 exons.